Molecule: messenger RNA, 2069 nt
Organism: Pogoniulus pusillus (Red-fronted tinkerbird)
Lineage: Eukaryota; Metazoa; Chordata; Aves; Piciformes; Lybiidae
Gene: DRAXIN
Product: dorsal inhibitory axon guidance protein
Exons: 7
Coding region: 122-1168 (348 amino acids)
Biological process (GO): commissural neuron differentiation in spinal cord; Wnt signaling pathway; axon guidance
Cellular component (GO): extracellular region
Source: RefSeq, a predicted model, not a curated record
CCCCACCCCCGGCAGACCUGCCUCCCCUCCUGCUGCAUGCACAGCCGCUGCCCUGCCUGCCGGGCUCAGCCCACGCCGAGGAGCCACGCACAGUUGCAGGUGAGGCAGAACACCCAGGAUUAUGGCAACUCCUUCCACCCUCUCUCCUCUCCUUUUCCUGUGUGUGCUGGUUCUUUCUGAGAUCAGUCUUGCAGUCUCCUUGGAACCCAGCACAAAGCUUAAAAAUGUCCCAGAAAACAACAACCAUCUUCAAAACCAAGAGAUGUGGCUGCAGCAGCCCAGAAGCAGACACCACCACAAGCAUGGCUUGGCCAAGAAGGAGAGGGUCCAUGCCAUGCCUUCCAGAGGGCAGCCAUCUGGAGAAGAAGCACUCAGAAUGGGUAGUGGAGAUCCAGUUGCAGAAGAGCUGUCAGCAGAGGGGCAGCCAGCAGCCCUGAAACAGAAGGAUGUGUUCCUGGGGUUCGAGUUCCCAUAUCCUGAAAGGGAGAACCAGUCCCCUGGGUCCGAGAGAGGAAAGAAGCUGAACCGAGAGCUCCGGCGACACAGCCGCAGGGACAGGCUGAAACACCACAGAGGGAAGACUCCUGAUGCUGGGCCAAGCUCCCUGUACAAGAAACCUGAAAGCUUUGAAGAACAGUUUCAAAAUCUCCAGGCAGAGGAAGCUACAAGUCUGACUCCCACUGUGCUUCUCAUGACUGCACUGGAACUAGCUGUUUCCACGGAAGAACCUCCUGCUCUUCCAGCCACAUCACCACGGUCACAGGCCCGCCUCAGGCAAGAUGGGGAUGUGAUGCCCACCUUAGAUAUGGCACUCUUCGACUGGACAGAUUAUGAAGACCUCAAACCAGAAAUGUGGCCAUCUGCUAAAAAGAAAGAGAAACGCCGCAGUAAGAGCCCCAGUGGUGGAAACGAAACCGUGGCGGCCGAAGGCGAGCCCUGUGAUCAUCACCUUGACUGCCUCCCAGGCUCUUGCUGUGACCUGCGUGAACACCUCUGCAAACCACACAAUCGAGGCCUUAACAACAAAUGUUAUGAUGACUGCAUGUGCACUGAAGGGCUACGCUGUUAUGCCAAAUUCCACCGGAACCGGCGGGUGACGCGGAGGAAAGGGCGCUGCGUGGAGCCCGAGUCAGCCAACGGAGAGCAGGGAUCCUUCAUUAAUGUUUAGCAGGGUGGGACUCCUGCCUGGAUGGUCAGGAGCUGGGCUCAAACUGCUUAUACCUAGCAAUGGGAAUUAGAGGAAAAACUCCAGCAAAUGACUGAAGCUGCAGGCUUGACCAUGCCAGGUUCCAACAGGGCUGAAGCCCAUGUUAACUAUAAAUACAGUGUUCUUGGCCUUUUCCAUACCAGCACUGCAUUUCCUCUCCCCUUCUCUCAGCACAUUUCUAUUGCUGUGCUGGAUCACCUUCUCCCAGAUGAUCUUGGCUACCAUUCUGAUGGUCCUGGCAGGAAAAGGCUCUGUAGUUUCAUGUCCUCUUAAACAGAGGCAAGGUAAGAAAUAUUGUUCAGGUUAAAGGAGAUGGAAGCUUAAUGUUUGCCCCUUUACCUGUUGCUUGAGAAGAAAGGUAGAACCUUUCCAAGUAUAGAAGUUCCUAGAGAAUAGGAAGCUUGUAGCCUCCAGGUGGAAUCAAAGAUGGGAAAUGGAUCAGCAGGAAGCUGGCUGCCUAGGUGAGAGGGGACCCUCUGACAGAGCUCUUGCCUAUUCCUUCACUGCUACAGAUGGAUAUUCCCUACCUGUUACACACUACCAUUUCCUACCUGUCUCCUGUGGGACCAUCCAGUCCCACUCCUUCCUUUCUUCCUUCCCUUCUUCCAGAGCACCACCUGGUUUCUGCAAGGAUGUGGCAAGAGAUCCCAGCCUGCAGCUCUCACUCAUUUAGUUAUCCUGCCAAGUCUGUUAUUUUUAAUGAUUAUUUUUAGGAGCUUUCUGGGGAAGUGACAGUUUUCCUAGUGAGCCAAAAAUAAGGUUUUUGGUAACAGGAGACAGGGACAGGCUGUUCCAUUGUAGUAAAUCCUGUGACAUGUUGCAUGUGUGUUUCCAUGACAUGUAAAUAAAGAUGUGAUAGAUA